AUGUACAAGUCCGCCAUCCUCAGCGUCCUGGCCCUCUGCGCCUCCGUCGUCGUCGCGACCGAGCCCGACACGACCACCACCCUGACCGCCACCACCACCCUCACCCAGACCGUCACCCUCACCUCGUGCGGUCCCGAGGUUCCCGACUGCCCCAUUCGCAGCACCGAGACCCCUGAGCCCUCCGAGGAGCCCAGCUCGUCCAUCGUCCUCCCCUCCAACAACGCCACCGUUGUCCACCCCACCGGCUCCAAGCCCCCGUCAUCCUCCGUCGCUGUCCAGGGUGGCCUUCUCUUCGCCGCUGCCCUCCUCGGCCUCGUCACUCUCAACUAG
Messenger RNA from Parascedosporium putredinis, 330 nucleotides. NCBI's taxonomy places the organism in Eukaryota, Fungi, Ascomycota, Sordariomycetes, Microascales, Microascaceae. The record is from the annotation of a GenBank genome assembly.